Molecule: messenger RNA, 7516 nt
Organism: Cuscuta epithymum
Lineage: Eukaryota; Viridiplantae; Streptophyta; Magnoliopsida; Solanales; Convolvulaceae
Source: the annotation of a GenBank genome assembly
GAAUUUUUUAGGUUGCGCGUGGAUCCAACAGAUUAAGCUACAAAUUUCUUCUUGUUGCUAGCUCGUAAUUCACUACUCCAUCUUAUCUUUGGUUUAGAUUUGAGGGAAAUCGAAGUUACAGCUUAAACGAAGAAAUAAUUGAACUUAGAGCUCGCAGAAUCUACUGUUCACCACUUUAUGAUUUCUGCUGAAUAAUCAAACUCCGACGACUGUUUUUGGAUUUAAGGAAUCGAUUGGGGGUCGCCACCUCCUGGCGAACCUCCCGGUACCUGUACCGUAUCCCAAUUCAUCCUAAGGCGCUAGAACUGAAAGAUCCGUUGAGAAGACCAUUGUUUUGGGUUUUCUCAGAUUUUUUGAACUUCUACUGAUUAAUACCAAAUUAAAAGCUCAUCUGUGAAGCCUCAACUAGACGAGCAAUUUGGUACCUGAUUGGAGCCAAAUGAGUAAGAACACUGGAAAUCGAGCACUAUUCAUCAAUACGCAGAUUUGGUGAUUUUCUGUAUUGUUCUUCAUCUGGAGAUAACUUGGAAUUCUGAAGCUUUAAUUGGUCUCAGGGGACUGUAACGAAGCUAAGUAUACGUUUCCCCAUUUAAUUUGAGCACUCUGGUUCUGCGUUUUUACUGUUCAUCUUCUUCACUGCUUGACAGUUUUCUAGAACUAGUUAAACUUUUUCUGGGAUUGUUCUGGGUAUUGUUUUUGAUAGCGGUUAAUUUCUGAGAGCUUCUUAUCACUUGAGGAACGUCCUAGAAUUCUUUGAGACUUUUCUAAAAACUUUGAAAAAUUAAAGUUGGGUCCUGAUUUUCUCUGAAAAUACACCUAUUUUCAGAUACUGCUGAUCUUCUCAAACUUACUGUGCACUGUUCAUCUUCUUCCCAGUUUCUUACUAAACUGCAAUAGUGAUAACAGUGUGUCUGGUGCUAGUUAAGCUUCUUGUGAACGUUGUACCUGUGUCUUGCUUUAGAUACUUGCUUCUUUUUUCGAACUAACAAUGCAGGUAAGCUUAUCAAACUAAGAGGUGUACCUCUUAGUUUACUGAGAUUUUCUGGGGAGCUCUUGUUCUGCAUAUUCUUUAAUAUGACUAAAAAGAACAAACAACAGAGAACCCCACCUGCUAAAGACAAGUUAUUCGAUGAAAAAAUCAAGUACCUGAACGAAAAGAAAGCUGCUAAGGCCGCACUUCAGGCUGAGAAGAUGAUUAAGAAAGGUAUAUUCAAUGAGGUUUUACCUAUUGAUGCCCCUGUUAUCUCCUCAAACUCCACCGAAGCCACUGAAGGGAUGGGACUUGAAGCAAAUGUUGAGGUAUCAACUGCGGGGGGAGGACUGGAUGCUAAUGCUGUGGAUCCUAGAUCACCCCAAACUGCUGCCAAUGAUAAGGAGGAUGCUCCUCCUACUUUGGGGGCUACCCCAACUGAGAUUAUGGACAAUAUUACACCUGCUAAUGUUGGGACUGUAAAUGCUGAGGCCUCUAAAGUGGAUGAUGUUGCUGAUGUUAAUGCUUUGGAUAUGACGGAUUCUAGUGCUGGUGCACCACUCAUUGCUGGAGAUAACGAGAAUGAUGGUGCCUCUUCUUCAAAGGCCAAGACACCAAAUGUUGCUGGGGUUAAUCCAACCACUCCUGCACCUAAUAUUAUCACUGCUGAGGCAUCCCAGGGGUCGGGUGUUGUUGGGUCUUAUGCAGAAGCUUUACGUGGGACAGGCUCCUCUAAUGUCGCGGACCAGUUGGAGUUAUCUUUAAAGCCAACAAAGCCUAUCAUAGAAACUGAUGAUGAAUUAGGGAGAUCAAUUUCCUUGGGAUCCCAGGACACAAUUCUUCCAAUUGCAAAACUUCCAAAAAAUGGUGGUCAACCUAAGAAGUGGAAUGCACUUUUCCAUGAUAACCGAGCACCAACAAAUGGCCUCAAAUUGGAGUACUUCCCUCCUACCGGUGAAAUACUCGAUUUUUCUCAUCUAAAGGUACCUACUUUGGUAGAAAUUUGGGGUCACUGCCUGGUUGGAUAUUUUUCUGGUAGAUUCCCGGGCUUGAAAGCUAUUCAUGAUAUGACGACCAAGUGGAAUGUGGAGGUUCAUGUGAAAUCCCAUAGCAAAGGGUGGGUAAUUUUCAAAUUCAAGAGUGAAGAGGAUCGAUUACAUGUAUUAGCCGAAGGACCCUAUGUGCUAUUCGGGAAGACUAUGUACCUCAAAGAGCUCUCCGAUGAUUUUUCAACCAAUGGGGAGGAAUUCCUAAAACUGCCAAUUUGGAUAAAAUUCCUUAGACUGUCUAUGAGACUUUGGAAAGCAAAAGAAAUAGGUAUGAUAGCAUCUCAAGUGGGAAUACCUAUCACAACCGACAAGGUCACUCAAGAUACGGUCCACCCCCAUUUUGCGCGUGUACUUAUCGAGGUUGAUGUUUCUAAACCCCCGGUGAUGCAAUUUCCAAUUAUUCCACCGUCGGGUAAAGAAUACAUGCAACAAGUGAUUUAUGAGACUUUUCCGGAAUAUUGUUUCCAUUGUAAAAAAUAUGGUCACCACUGUUUUACCUGCUUGAUUCUUAAUCCACCUAAGGAAAAGACUACAAGGAAGCCUACUGCCAAAGAAAAAGGAAAGGGGGCUGCCACCCCUAUUGAUGUUGCUGAUCCCCCAUUUGAUAUUGUGAACCGGAAUAAGAGCAAAGGAGUCUAUGUGAGAAGGGUACCACUGGGAAAUGAUGGCGCUUCUACAUCUAAACUUACUGGACCACAUCAACAAGCUACUGGAAUGGACCCAUCCACUGAGGCCGAGCCUACUGCCAACGAAUCUGAUGCGCUGGCUGUCAUCCCUGAGCUAUCUGUCGAGACUGAUCCUAUAUUUGAAUGGGAAGGGAGGCUGAUUACGAGUGUACAUGAGCUAGAACCAGAUGAUAUAGUCAACAAAUUUAUAACAAAGGAAGAUGGUGCACAUAUUGCUUAUGUUAAAAAGAGGCACCAAAUAAAGAGCUUUAUUCCGGUGGCGAGGCUGGGCAAGAACUAUCAAAGGGUGCAGAAUCUGGAUGCCCCAACUUUAUCAUUCACUGACCCAUGUUUGGUUGGGCUUCCUGGAGUGAGGCGAACUAGAUCCUGGUAUGCAUUUACUAGAGAAAUCUUUUUUCUUAAUGUUGCUAGUUUUUUUGAUGUGCAGGCGAAACACAAUGUAAAUUUCCUACAUAAUAAGGAAAUCUCCGCCCUUGAGCAAACUGCCAUCACUGAACCAGUAAACAUGGAGGUUGCCAACUGUCCGCCUAAAGCAGCCUAUGUGGAAUCCCGUGGUGACAAAGCUUUCAACGAGGGGAAAGGGUACCUUGUUACGAAUAUGUAUGAGAUGGGGAUUGACGACGUUGUAACCAUGGUCCUCUUGGACGAAAAGAACAGGACAAUUGCGUACGCAUGGGCACCGGAAGAAGUCCCAAAGGGUGUGACAACGGUUAAAAUAGGGGCAAAUCUGGAAUCGGUUCCCUUUGAUGAAACCGGAAUAACGUUCACCGAGGACUAUCUCCUUAGCUGCCCCGAAGUUAAAAAGAAUGGAGAAUGGUAUGAUUUCGAUAAAUCUACCUUUAUUCAACGUGUUCUUUCCUUCUUUGAUGCUAGCCAGGAAAGGAACAAGAAAUAUCUUAAGGAGAUGCGAAGAAGAGCUAGGAAGGAAAAGAAGGACAAAGGAGGGAUAGACCCGGAAGAUGUGUCUUAUACAUCAGACUUCUAUCUCACUUGAGGUGAUGGGUAUGAUUCAGUAGUCCUUACUUUUGAAUGUUAAUUAAAAUUGCAUCCUGGAAUAUUAGAGGGUUGAAAAAACCCUCUAAGCAUAGUGUUAUUAAUAAUUUUAUUAAGAGUAAUCAUAUUACUCUUUGUUGUUUUUUAGAGACAAAAAUGAACCCGGUUAGUUUUAAAAAUUAUGUCUCUAAUAGGUGGCCGGGGUGGUCGCAUGAAACUAAUUUUGAAACUAUUAACGGUGGGCGUAUGGGCAUUAUGUGGGACCCUAAUUUUGUGAGUUGCUCGUUUUUGGAAAUUGACAAACAACAUAUGCAUGUCAAAUGCACAUGUCGGGUCACCCAAAUCACCUUAUAUGCUACUUUUGUUUAUCCAUUAUAUACUGUAUUAGAACGCAAGGUUCUUUGGGAUCACUUAACGGAUCUGGGGAUUCAUAUUAUAGAUCCUUGGGUUAUUAGUGGUGAUUUUAAUUGUGUUUGUUCGCCAAAUGAGAGGGUGAGUCCAACCCCCCCCCUCGGCUUACAUAAUGCAACAUUUGGGUGAUUUUAUGGUCUCGGCCAACCUACAAGAUGCUCCAUCCACGGGUGUUUUCUACACGUGGAAUAGGGGUACUCUUUGGGCUAAGCUUGACCGAGUAUUAAUAAAUGAUGUUUGGGGACAAAAUGGCUUUGGGUGUAAGGUUCAUUUUUAUGAUAUUGAGGUGAAGUUUGAUCAUUCGGCCUCCGUUUUUUCUAUACUCCAUAGUUCCUCCCCUAAGCCCAAGCCAUUUAAAUUCUUCAACAUGUGGAUAAUGCAUCAUGACUUUGCUAACCUAGUUGCGCAGGUUUGGCACCAAAGGUUUGAAGGUUCGGCCCAGUACACUAUAGUUAAAAAACUAAAAAUAUUAAAAGGGCCUCUCAAGAAAUUAAAUGACAGGGAAUUUGGGCACAUCUCUAGCAAAGCUAAAGCGGCCAAAGAGGACUUCAUGAGGAUGCAAAACCUUGUGCUCCAAUCUCCAUCGGAUGUUGAACUCCUACGCCAAUUGAAGGAAAAAAGGGCUUGGGCUACAUUCCUUAGUGAAGCGGAAACAAGCUUUUACCAACAAAAGGCAAAGGCUAACCACAUCUUGGAAGCGGACAAAGGCACUAGGUACUUUCAUGCAAUCGUGAAAAGGAAGGCAACACGGAAUGCAAUAUCCGCUAUUACUCUGGAGGAUGGUAGUCUUACUACAUCUUUAGAGCAAGUUGGAGAUGAAUUUGUAAAGUUUUUUGUGGAUUUGUUUGGUACAGGUACUGAAGGCCAUCCUUUGGAUCCCACGGUUUUGGGAUCUGGUCCAUUGGUGGGAAGUAGUGCUCAUGAGAGCCUCCUUGCGCCGGUUGAGACGAUAGAGAUUAAAAAUUCUCUAUUUGACAUCGGCAAUGACAAGGCACCAGGACCGGAUGGUUAUUCUUCUGCUUUUUUUAAGUCUAAUUGGGAACUUAUUGGGCAUGACAUAGUCCGGGCCAUCAAAGAGUUCUUUCGUUCGGGUAAGUUACUUAAGCAAAUUAACCACACGGUUAUUGCACUUAUCCCCAAAACAGACCACUCACCGAAGGUCUCAGACUAUAGACCAAUCUCUUGCACGAAUGUCUUGUAUAAAAUCAUCACAAAAAUCCUAGCGGCUAGACUUAGUCAAUGCCUUCCCGACUUGAUUGACCUAGCCCAAGGUGCUUUUGUUGAUGGCCGCCUCAUGUUUGAUAACAUUUUUCUUGCACAAGAACUCGUUAGAGGAUACAUGAGGAAGCGAAUCUCACCAAGAUGCAUGAUCAAGGUGGAUUUGCGUAAGGCUUAUGAUACGAUCUCAUGGAAUUUUCUUGAGGGAGUCCUAAGAGGGUUGGACUUCCCCGAUAGAUUUAUUGGGUGGAUUAUGGAGUGCGUAACCACGGCUUCAUUUUCCAUAUCUUUGAAUGGAUGUUUGUAUGGCUAUUUUAAGGGCAAAAGAGGUAUUCGCCAAGGGUAUCCAAUGUCUCCGCUUCUUUUUGUGCUUUGUCUUGAAUAUUUUUCACGAUUGAUUAAUUUAAAAACCAAAGGGCCGAACUUUAAUUUUCAUCCCCAAUGUGCGAAGCUUGGCAUUACCCACUUGGCCUAUGCGGAUGACCUAAUACUUUUCUCACGAGGCGACACGUAUUCUAUAGAAAUACUUGUCAAUGCCCUUAAAGAGUUUGGGGACGCAUCAGGCCUAAUGGUUAACCACAAUAAAUCUAACAUUUUUGUGGGGGGUGUUAAUGAUAAUGAUCUGGAUGAGAUUAUGGCCCUUGUGGACUUUGGGCGUGGGACGUUCCCGGUAAAAUACCUUGGAAUACCACUUGCCCCGUUAAAGGUUUCGGUGGCUCAAUAUGCGCCCCUGAUUUCUACUAUCUCUGACUUCUUGAAAGUUUGGAAUACUAAGACUUUAUCCUAUGCCGGGAAACUAGAGUUGAUUAGAUCGGUGAUCCAAGGGGUCCAAUCUUUUUGGCUACAAGUGUUUCCGGUCCCCCAAACUAUUUUAGAUAGGAUAGUCUCUAUAUGUAGAGUCUUCUUAUGGGGUGGAAAGUUCUCUAAAGUGGCUUGGGAUGACAUUUGUCUUCCAAAAGAGGAGGGGGGCCUUGGCAUUCAUAAUGCCAAGGUUUGGAACCAUGCCCUCCUAUCUCGAACACUUUGGGACGUCCAUAGGAAAAAGGAUACACUAUGGGUGAGAUGGGUCAAUGGGGUCUAUCUCAAAGGUAGGAGUGUGUGGGAUUUUGUCCCACGCAAUCGUGACUCAAUGUUCAUGAAGAAAUUGAGUCACAUCCGAGACCAAAUCAAGAGAUGUUUUAACAACCUAAAUGAUACCAUAAUGGGUCUUAAUGCUAGAUCCGAGAAUGGGAAACUAGUAUCGGGUAAGAUAUAUGAACUUUUGAGAACUAAAGGGACGGUUCGAGCUUGUAUGAGUUUCAUAUGGAAAUCUUAUAUCCCUCCCAAAUUCUCGUUUAAUGUUUGGCUUGCCUUGCGUAACAGGUUACCUACACAGGAUAACCUCAGUUACUUGCAUAUUGUUAACCGAUGUGACCUUUGUAAGGGUGGCUUGGAAACAAUGCCACACCUCUUCUUUCUUUGUCCUUACACUUGUAGGGUUUGGGAGCAUAUUAAAGACUGGUUGGGAUUAACAAGGGAGAUGUCCACACUCAAUAGCUCAGUCAAAUGGAUUUUGAAGAAUCAUAAAGGAUCGAAGAUCAAAGGGAAAGCUGCUCGUAUUGCCUUUUGUGCCACGGUCUAUUACCUUUGGCACGCUAGGAAUGCCAACCGAUUUGACGAAGCGGAUGUGAAGGAGGAGGAGACCAUUGCGAAAAUCAAGCAUGUGGUAUAUAAGAUACUAUUCAGUAUAUAUCCACAUGACUUGGUUAAAUUUUGAAGAAGGCAAAUGCAUGGAUAUUUUGGAUGCCGAGGUUUGAAGUUAAUUGACACUGCCACAUGGACACUUGUAUGUCGCGGCAUGGACCUUUUGGAUGCCGCGGCUUGGACAAUUCGGACACCAAGGCAUGAACAUCUUGGAUGCCACGGCAUGAGGUAGCGUCUUGGACGGGGGGUGUUUGCUACCACCUUUGUAUUUCUUUUAACUUUUGAACUUCUGCUCUAGUUGCUUACUUAAGUAGCACGGAUGUAUGUUUGAUUUUUCGAUUGGCAAGUAUUUAUGCUUGGUCCUUUUGGUGUGGAUUAGAUCGAGAAAAAAAAAAACCUCUCUUCACCCUCACAUUAUGUGGAGGUGGGGGGGUUUUAGGAAAUCUAGGACACUUGAUGUAUAGUUUUUUUCUGGGUAUUAAUAUACAUUUACAUUUCAUCCAAAA